Humulus lupulus (European hop) is the source of this 763-nucleotide messenger RNA. Its product is annotated as small ribosomal subunit protein uS13c. Gene Ontology annotation, biological process: translation. Lineage: Eukaryota; Viridiplantae; Streptophyta; Magnoliopsida; Rosales; Cannabaceae. Gene Ontology annotation, cellular component: mitochondrion; small ribosomal subunit; ribosome. The record is from RefSeq and is a predicted model, not a curated record. Bases 86 to 592 code for a protein of 168 amino acids. Gene Ontology annotation, molecular function: RNA binding; structural constituent of ribosome. The transcript is spliced from 3 exons.
AAAAAGAAUAAGCAGUCCAAGUCCAACCACCCCUUCAUUAUCGUCAUCUUCAUCCACACCUCACACAGACACACACAACGCUAAAAUGGCACAAACGCUGGCCAUGCCUGUGGCGCCCUCACUUUCUGUAAUCUGCAACGGCCGAGCUACUAACCCCCUCUCCAACCGCCUCUCCUUCCCCAUUGCUACCCCUCCGAAGAUUGGUGUUCUAAGCGUGAAAUGUGCUCGUGUUGGAGGGGUUGAGAUUCCAAACAACAAGCGGAUUGAGUUCUCUCUCCAGUACAUUCAUGGAAUUGGUCGAACCCGAGCUCGCAAAAUUCUUAAUGACCUUAGCAUAGAAAACAAGUUGACCAAAGACUUUUCUGAAGAAGAACUUAUCGUUAUCAGAGAUGAAGUCUCAAAGUACAUGAUUGAGGGAGAUUUGAGGCGUUUCAAUGCUUUGGCUAUAAGGAGACUGAAGGAAAUUCAGUGCUAUAGAGGAGUACGACACAUUCAAGGGCUGCCUUGCAGAGGUCAGCGCACCAAGAACAACUGUAGAACUUUGAAGGGUAAGAAAGUAGCCAUUGCUGGAAAGAAAAAGGCUCCGCGUUGAACAUGUUGUUUGUAUUUCUAGUAUCAAAAUUUAUCAACUCUUUGUAUGAACUUGCAAAUGGUUUUGAGGUAAUCAAGUUCUGUUUUUUUUUUUUUUUGAAUUCUUAGUAUUAUGCUGUGUAAAAUAAUGAGAUUAUUGGCAGUGUGUAUCAUGCUUUUCAUUGGUGUGUUA